Messenger RNA from Ostrinia furnacalis (Asian corn borer), 1530 nucleotides. It is a transcript of the gene Vta1, whose product is annotated as vesicle trafficking 1. The transcript has 4 exons. Gene Ontology annotation, cellular component: multivesicular body. Gene Ontology annotation, biological process: late endosome to vacuole transport via multivesicular body sorting pathway. The record is from RefSeq and is a predicted model, not a curated record. Lineage: Eukaryota; Metazoa; Arthropoda; Insecta; Lepidoptera; Crambidae. Bases 193 to 1140 code for a protein of 315 amino acids.
CGCUGUCAAGUGUCACUGAAUUAGAUCAUCAUCUUCGUCGUAUUUUCGUUUACUAAUUUCACAAAAAAACAAAUUUUGCUCUGCUUAUAAUAGUAUUUGUGUUUUUCUAGUUACGAGCUCCUCAAAUACCUUGCCAUAAUCGUGGGAAACUGAAGGUUUAAAAGGAAAAUUUUGGGAAUAACAAAUCCAAAAAUGCCUGUUAAUAUUCCGGAUUGUCCUCCUAGUCUAAAAUCCAUUCAGCACUAUCUUAAGACUGCUGCAGAACAUGAUGCUAGAGACCCAGUUGUGGCUUAUUGGUGUAGACUGCAUGCUUUGCAAGUUGGCUUGAAAAUUACUACAAAGAAAACACCGGAGGAAACGAAAGUUCUAAUGGCAAUAAUGGACUGGUUAGAGGAAGCAAAAACUACUCACAAAGAUAAUGAAGCUGUGUCCAAUGAAGUGGCAGCACAAGCACACCUGGAAAAUUAUGCAUUGAAGUUGUUUUUAUAUGCAGACAAACAAGAUAGAGAGCAGAACUAUGGAAAGAAUGUUGUCAAAGCAUUUUACACUGCCGGAAUGAUAUAUGAUGUCCUGUGUACUUUUGGAGAUCUAACAGAUGAAGCGACACAAAACAGGAAAUAUGCCAAAUGGAAAGCUGCGUACAUCCACAACUGCCUUAAAAAUGGAGAGACCCCUGUUCCAGGUCCAAUGCCCACCGAAGGUGACCAAAAUGAUCAGAAUACCACCAGCGACAGCCAGCAAGCUCCCUCCGAUUCCCCUCAAGUAUCUGGCUUCACAGCUGUCACACCAGCUACUCCUCCAACUGUCCUCCCCACAAUACCUACUAGCUUCAGCAAUUCUCUACCAGACCCUAACGCUGCUAUGAGAGCUGCUUCUCAGUUACCACCAGUACCAUACACUCCUGAUCCCAACCCUGGGGGGUUCGUGCCCUAUGACCCCUCGCAGCAGCCGCAACAGCCGUCAACCGUCUACGGUGACAACUCAACUGCUGUAGCUCAGCUCACUCCUGACCAAAUUGCUAAAGCUCAGAAGUACUGCAAGUGGGCCAGCAGCGCUCUCAACUACGACGACGUCAAAACUGCAAUCGGCAACCUCAGGAAUGCUCUGGAGUUGCUCCAAACAGGACGAGACCCUGCUUAAAAGUGUGAGAUUUAUAAGAUCAGGUUGGUAAUCAAUUAAUUAUUAUUUAAAUGUAUCAUAAGCAUUAUUUACACUAAACUUUAAAAUUUAAAUAUUUUUUGUAAAAUAUGUUGCAGAUUUCAAUGUUUAUCUGUAAUGUACACUGUCCGUUAGUACACCAGCCUUUUCUUGUUGCUUGAAGUUAUUAAAAUAUUGUGCAUGGUAACCGCCAUGCAGACAUGCAAAAAAGGCUUACAUUCGGUCCCAUUCAAUUUACUAAGGCUUAUAUGUAUAACUAUCAGUCUCAGUAAAUACUAUUCAACUUGCAUAGAUCUAAAAAGUUCCAGAAAGAUGUAAGCAAAUAUGACUGAAAAAGUGUUAUAAACUCUACAUACAGCAAACCAUUAUAGG